GCUAACGAAGUAAUUUGAAAAUUUUGAUUUUGUCCCUUAAUGACCGAUUUUCUACAUUCAUUUCGGACGUAUCGUUUUUCCCUCGGUUAUUCAAUGUUAUCGUAUAAAGUGUUUUUUUCCAUUCAGCGCUACAGCACAAAAAUGUGUGUACGCUCAAUGAUGCAGUUUGCUGUUGAAAACCGUAAAAAAAAUGUCUGAAGAAAAUGACAAAGAUGUGGAAGCAGAGGUUACUUGCCGCAGUUUGGCUGAGGAGCUGCUGCGUGAAAUGCCUGAUAUGAAAGACGAGAUCGAACAGGAAUUAAAAGAUGCAUUGUCGAAAAGUAAUGAUAACAUCGAAGAAAAUAAAGAGGAAGACGAUGCGAAAGCACUAGCAGCCAAAGAAAGUCCUGACACUGAUUCAGCAAUACAAGAAGAACCAUCUAAAAUGUCAGAAAAUGUGGAUGCUGUAGAAGAAAGUAAAAACCCAGCUGAUGUAGAACUGGACUUAAAAAAUUCGUGUCCGAGCAUAUUUAUUGACAUGCCUGGCGAUGUGAAAGCAAUGGAAUCGACAGAUAUGCUGGAGGUUAAGGAAGUAAAAAUUAGCUCAACAGAGUGUGAGAACGAGGAGAAGGAGAAAAAGGUGGAGAAGCAGGAGGUUAAUGAAACAUGCACUGAGCAAAUUAAAAUAGAAACUACAAUUUGUGAGAACAAAAGUUCCGAAGAUGUUAAGCUGAAUACAGACGACUGCCCGAUCGCUGCUAAGAAGCCAAAGUUGGAAAUUCCCACCGAACGAAAGUCGAUUAUUGAAAUUCAUAUCGCCAAUAAGGUGGUCGACGAUAAAGAAGCACUAGCAGAGUUAGAGCGUAUACGCAAGCUUAAGGAGCAAACGAUUAUCGAAUUAAAUCGAUUGAAAUGUCAGGAAGAUAAGCUGCUCAGAAUCGAGACUAUAAAUAAGCAAUUGCAAAGAAAUAUAGAGCACAAAUGCGAUGUUACGACUAAUGAGAACGAGGAAAUUAUUGAAAAGAAGAAAGUAUGCGAUGUUUCGACUAAUGAAAGCGAGGAAAUUAUUGAAAAGAAGAAAGUAUGCGAUGUUACGACUAAUGAGAACGAGGAAAUUAUUGAAAAGAAGAAAGUAUGCGAUGUUUCGACUAAUGAAAACGAGGAAAUUAUUGAAAAGAAGAAAAUAUGCGAUGUUUCGACUAAUGAAAACGAGGAAAUAAUUGAAAAGAAGAAAGUAGUUGUGGAAGAGAAAAGGGAAGAAGAAAAUGAAAAGAAAUAUGAAACAAAAAAAAAAGUUGACGAAGGGAGUGCAGAAGAGACAGUAACCGUGGUAACUACGGCGUCGACGCCAGCGUACGCUGAAUCUUUACCAUCCAUCGAGAAUAUUAAUAGUGAAGAUCCGACGAAUUUAACCACCGACGUCGAAAUGAGUACCAUCACUGCUACGGAGAUUGCAACAGCAUCUGAGAAUGUGGUCCGUGAAGAAGAAUUGCAGAAUUCAAAUAACGCCGUCGAAAUACUGAAGGCAAACACUGAUGCGGAAACGGAAGUGAAUAUAGGAGCGGCAGCCUGCGCAGUACCAGUGCCGUCUGCACCAGCUAGCCUUAAAUCUGUACCAUCCACUGAAUCUGAUAACCAUAAAGAAUCUACCAAUUCAAACACUGGCGACGAAAAUAAGAAUGUCACCGCUACUGACAUAUCUCCUGGCGUUAGAACUGACGCAAUGCCAACCCCAUCAAUAGAAGUAGCAGCAACAUCGGCAGCAGUUACCACCACUUCAACAACUGCACCAUCUACUUCAAUACCGCCCGAUGAGAGCAGUAAUCAUUCCAUCACAGGCGAGCCUGAUCAUAAUUUGCCGCCAGAAGAACUCACUGCCGAAGAGGAAGAACGCGAUCGUGAAUUGCGAGCUUCACGUGCGACAUUUUUGCAACAUUUACCUUGCUUCAAGUUGCAGCGAAACUCAGUCAGCGCUAACAGCAGCGAGGUAGACUCCAAUGGCAUUGCUGCAAGAAGCCAACCCAUACCCAGGUGCCGCGAGUGCCGACGGCGCAAUACCCAGGGAGUUUCAGAUGUCUACUGUCGUUUUUAUGAAUUUCGCCGUUUACAGUAUAAUGAGGCGGGUGAAUUGCUUGUGGCCGGUUUCCCCAACCCCUAUAAGGAUCCCACGCCUGAUGACUUGCGGAUUUGGCAACCGGACAAGCUGAGUGAACCUACUGCAGGUUGGAUGGACAUUCAAGUAGCCCGCUAUAUUCUGUUGCAUGCAGGCGAUCAGUUCUGUUACUUAUGGCAGCAGGAAGCCGAAGCUUUGCGUUUACAUGAAAAUCCCAAUACAGUUAUCGCUUGGAAAAAGGUGGUGCAGGGUUUGCGAGAAAUUUGUGAUGUCUGCGACACAACACUUUUUAAUUUUCACUGGACAUGCGAUAAGUGUGGAUUUGGUGUGUGCCUCGAUUGUUUCAAAGAUCGCAAAGAACAGCGUAGCUGUCGCAAGAGGCGUACGGGCGAUAAAACGCAACGUGGCCACGACGAGUUUCACUGGAUGCUGUGUACCGCCACCACACCCUCCCAUCAAAAACACGAGCUGCGUGAGCUCAUGCUGACGCAGAUUAUUGCUGGCGACGCACUGAAUGUGUUGGGUCGACUGUUGCACGAUAUACGCGCUAUGUGGCAAGUGCCGCAGAUGUGCGGCUGCUUGUUAAGUAAACAGGAUCUACCGCCGGACACGGAAUUAGGAACUUUAAUACAAGACAUGAUCAAGGAGUCACAAUUAAAACAGCAAACGAGCGCUUCAUCACUGGCUACUGAAGAGACUUUGCGCAAACAGGCACGCAUGGAGGAGCUGCACGCCAAGAAGUUGGAAUUCGCGCGCGCCAGGGGUAUUGAUUAUGUGCCCGGGCGCGUAUGGACCAAGGAGACACUGGGAAAGGAUCCAAUCACAACAGCUUUUGACAAUUUCAAACACAUUAACUUUUUACGCAAAGGUUUGGCCGGUCUGCGUCGCUUUUUACCGCCGCGCGCAAUGACACUAACAUAUUCGACCUUGUUGGCUCCCGGUGUACCACACGAAUGGCUAUGUGAUGGCAAGUUGUUACGACUCACUAACGCAAUGCAUCCUGACAAUCGCAUACUCUUUCAGGAGGUAUGGAAAUGCGGACAACCAGUAGUGAUCUCGGAGGUGGCUCGUUCGCUGAACCUCGAUUUGUGGCGCCCAGAAGCUUUCUGCAAUGAUUUUGGUGACAAGCCGAACGACUUGAUAAACUGCUUGAAUGGUAAUUUAGUGCCAAAUCAACCGAUGCGCUAUUUUUGGGAGGGAUUUCAAUGCAUUAAGAAGCGACUGCUUGACGCAUAUGGCAAACCGAUGUUGUUGAAGUUAAAGGAUUGGCCGCCAGGCGAUGAUUUUGCUGAAAUCUUACCAACGCGUUUUGCUGAUCUUAUGGCCGGUUUGCCCAUGCCAGAGUACACGUUGCGUACAGGUAAUCUAAAUAUUGCCAGCUGUUUGCCGAAGAUGUUUGUGCCACCUGACUUGGGUCCAAAAAUGUACAACGCCUAUGGCUCUGCACUACAUCCUGACAAGGGCACCACAAAUCUACACUUGGACAUCUCGGAUGCUGUCAAUAUUAUGGUUUAUGUGGGCGUACCACAAGAUGCAGACAGCAAACCACAAUUAGUGGCCACACAAAGAGCAAUCGCCUUGGGUGGUUGCGAUUAUCUGACACGCGCACGCUGUCAAUCGCCUGACGUUCUCCCAGGCGCCUUGUGGCACAUCUUUCCUGCACGUGACGCUGAUAAAAUCCGCGACUUGCUUAAUCGUGUAACUAUCGAAAAGGGCUUUCGUUUGGAACCCGAUCACGAUCCCAUACACGAUCAGAAUUGGUAUUUGGAUGAUAAAUUGCGUGCACGGCUCUUCAAGGAAUACGGUGUCGAGGGUUAUCCCAUUGUACAGUGUCUUGGUGAUGCAGUUUUCAUUCCCGCAGGUGCGCCACAUCAAGUACAAAAUCUACAUAACUGCAUCAAAGUGGCAGAGGACUUCGUCUCACCGGAGAAUAUAACCCAUUGCUAUCAUUUGACGCAUGAGUUUCGGCAUUUGUCGCACUCCCACACAAAUCACGAAGACAAAUUGCAGAUUAAGAACAUAAUUUAUCAUGCCAUCAAAGAUUGUUGCCAUAUACUGGUGAGCGAGCUGGACCAGCGGCUGGACGAAGAGUUAGCUAAAGUAGAGGAACAGAAUGCAAAGGCGCAAAUGAGUCUCAUUGAAGCAACAGAACUUGCAGCUAAACUUACCGGCGGAGGUGUAAUUAAUGACAAGUAAAGUAAUUUUAUCACGGCACCCAUUUUUUUCAAUAACAUUUUUUAUUCCACAUAUUUACCAUCUCAAAAUUUAUGAAAGUGCAUUAUAAUAUCGUAGUUUGGUAAGUUUAUGUAACUUCGUAAUAAAAAUAUAAUUAUCUGUAAUUUUU
This is a messenger RNA of Anastrepha obliqua, 4436 nucleotides long. It is a transcript of the gene Kdm3, whose product is annotated as lysine-specific demethylase 3A-A. Gene Ontology annotation, cellular component: histone deacetylase complex; chromatin. Bases 191 to 4288 code for a protein of 1365 amino acids. Gene Ontology annotation, molecular function: chromatin DNA binding; transcription coregulator activity; histone H3K9 demethylase activity. The transcript is spliced from 2 exons. NCBI's taxonomy places the organism in Eukaryota, Metazoa, Arthropoda, Insecta, Diptera, Tephritidae. Gene Ontology annotation, biological process: regulation of transcription by RNA polymerase II. The record is from RefSeq and is a predicted model, not a curated record.